Leucoraja erinaceus (little skate) is the source of this 3576-nucleotide messenger RNA. Its product is annotated as plexin-C1-like. The record is from RefSeq and is a predicted model, not a curated record. Gene Ontology annotation, molecular function: semaphorin receptor activity. The transcript is spliced from 10 exons. Gene Ontology annotation, biological process: positive regulation of axonogenesis; semaphorin-plexin signaling pathway involved in axon guidance; regulation of GTPase activity. Gene Ontology annotation, cellular component: semaphorin receptor complex. Bases 719 to 1858 code for a protein of 379 amino acids. Lineage: Eukaryota; Metazoa; Chordata; Chondrichthyes; Rajiformes; Rajidae.
UGUUUCAGAAUGCUUCAACCUAUAAUAACAACAUUUCAUUCAGUUCUCUUAAUUUUUAAGAAAGUUAGGGGCUUUUGACUGUUCUCGAUCACAGCUUUUGUGUUAAGUCGAUGGAAAAGCAAUGGGGAACGAGAUGCUAAUUUCCGAGUAUGAAAAUGACCAUAACUUUUUUAAUACUGAAGAUAUGAAAGUGAAUUAUGUAUCACAUUAUAUUUAUUUUUAUGAUUUAUCUGAUGGGAUAAAUUGCAGACUUGAUUUUUAAAAUCUUAAAAUUUUGUAACAUUCCUAGAUAGAUUCUUGAUUAGUACAGGUGUCAGGGGAUAUGGGGAGCAGGCAGGAGAAAGGGGUUGAGUGAGAAAGAUAGAUCAGCCAUGAUUGAAUGACGUAGGAGACUAUAUGGGCCGAAUGUUCUAAUUCUGCUCCUAUCACAUCACCUACGAGCUUUCUAAAGCUACGUCCUUCUAUUCUGAGGCUGUGGCCUCUGGUCCUAGAUUCUCCCACCAGUCGAAAUAUCCACUCUAUCCCCUCUUUACUGUGUUCUAACCUAUAAAGAGGUUUGUCCAUUUUCCGUUAUCAGCAUUGCCAAUUCUCUGUUCUCUAGGAUGAGAGAGCUGUUUUAUACGUGUCAGUAUUUCGGUUGGAAUUUAAGAUAUUUGCACUUUUAAAAAUAAAUGCAUAAACUCACACAUGCACGAGUGGUUAAAUUAACGUUGUGACAAUGUGCUUUCAAUUGCAGUUUGAUAAUGAGCGAAGGAUAAUUCCUGUGAACCUUAUCUAUACUAAUGAUGCCAAAAAUAUUAUUGACAAUCCAAACAAUAUCACAGUUUAUAGUUGUGAUGACCGGAAGGCAGACUGUGUUUUCUGUACGCCACAAAAAAGUUGCACGGAUUCGAUCGUUACGUCUAUAAAUCCAGACCGCGUGGCCUCAUCAGAGAAGAACACAUUGAGCAUUGUUGGGGAAAGGCUAAAUGUUGGAUCGAGAGCUUCACUGCAGAUCCAUGGGAUGGCCGACCACAGUGCAGACAUAUCAAACGAUUGCACGAUUGUGAACAGCACUUUGGUGAAAUGUGUAUUACCAAAGGCAAUCCAUGGCAAGAAAACUGUGUGCUUGUUAUAUGAUUCUGAAGAGGACUGUGCGGCCAACAGAACUGCUUUCCUGGAGUAUGUCACCAACAUCCGUGUGACUGAGAUUCACCCAGCAGUAUCCUGGCUUGAUGGAGGACGAAGAAUGACAAUAAGUGGCAAAAAUUUUGAUGUGGUUAAACAGAUGCAGAUAUCAUUAUCUGAAGGUCGCAGGUCAUGGAUUAAUUGUUCAGCUGAUCAAGGGACCUGGACCUGUGAAUCUCCAUUUAUGCAAACUGGGAUUCCAGGCAACUACUCUGUAUUUUUUCGCCUCUGUGGAUCUGAGCAGCAAGUCAAUAUGAUAUACCACGAGAAUCCUAUAUUUUACAACUUCACAAAGGUUAUUUACGAAAAUCAACUCCUGAUAACAGUGAUGCGAAAGAAAGAUAGUUUAGAUCUUUCUAAAAGUGACGUUAAGAUCUUCGUUCCCAGGGGUGCAGACGGUCCGUUGGAAUGUAACAUUACAGCAGUGAUGGCCAACAAAAUAAAAUGUGUAUUAAACACAAAUGACAUUUCAAUAUCAGAAUUAGAGGUGAGAAUUGGACAAUGCAUUAGGAAUCUAAUGGUUCCAUCUAUCAACAAAUCCAAUUUAAUUCUAUUACUUGUGAGCCUUGUUAUUCUGGUGAUUUUCAUUGUCAUAUGUUGGUGGGUAUUGCGUACGAAAUACAAGCAAUUCUCUAAAAAACUGGAUCCCCAAAUGGAGCUCUUGGAAAGUCAAUUCCGGACACAAAUUUGAUAAGAAGGCGAAGGUGAAGAUGGAAGAAUCACUGAGGAAGUCUGAAUGCGAAUAUAUAAUGCAUGCUAUUUUUUGUUUUUGAUAUAUGUUAAGCCUUUAUGGCUACUUUUUUGGUACCCAGACGUGGCGCCGACAGACAAGAAGCCGAAGCAAAGAAGGCGAAGCCAAAUGGAAUGGAAUGGAAACGAGGCCGCAACGCCAACAAUCAGAAAGAGUCCGAAGGCGAAACGCCUACUAACCGAAAGGACGGGAUGCCUAAAAGCCAACGAACCGAAAAGCUGCGUCGCCUAAAAGAAAACUUACCGAAUGGCCGCUCUGUCGAAACGCCACCUACCCGAAAGGCGGCGUCGCCCACAAGCCAAAGGACCGACUGCCGCUCAACAGAAAAGUCCAACAACGGACAUGAGGUUGCCGGGGGGCGUGACUUGUCAGCAAUUGGUCCAGACCCCCGCGUCCAUCACAUCACUGUCAAGGCAUGAACAUUGUCCCAAACCUCCGCUCCACCCGACCCGCAGCCCGCGGAGGGUGGCCGUGGGAGAGUGGGGGAUGUCCCGAGAGAUGCGCACCUUCGGCCGCUUUCAACUUGUUGCUUGGGUUCAGAUUGCCCAGUCACCUAUGGCUUGUGUGGGAAAAUGAACCCCACGCUCCCUCUUCUCUCUCUCUCUCCCAUUCUCUCUCUCCCUUCUCUCUCUCCUCUCUCUCCCCUCGUCUCUCUCUACUCUUCUCUCUCCAACUCCUCUCCCCCUCUCUCUCUCUCCCUCUCUCUCUCUCCCCCCUUCUCUCUCUCCCUUAUCUCUCCCUUCUCUCUCCCCCCCUUCUCUCUGUCUCUCCCUUCUCUCUCUUCCCCUUCUCUCUCUCCCCCCUCUCUCCCUUCUCUCUCUCCCCUUUUCUCCCCCUUCUCUCUCCUCCGUCUCCACCCGCAGGAACGUCCCACAAACACUGACCGCGAUGCACUGCCAUCGGACCCCAACCCCCACACCAAGGUGAUUCACCCCCACGGCGGGGACAGACGUUUAUUUAUUACCGUCUCGGUCCUUGCGGAACGCUCCCACGCGCAAAACAGGCAGCAUCUCUGGAGAGAAGGAAUGGGUGACGUUUCAUGCCGAGACCGUUCUUCAGAGUGUGUCUGAAAGGUCUCUACCUGAAACGCUUCUCUCGCAUGCUCGUGGGACAGGCCCUUUAGUUUGCUUUUAGGCAAUGCAGCUUUUCAGUUCGUUGGCUUUUAGGCGUCCCAUCCUUUUGGUUAGUAGGCGUUUCAUCUUCGUAAUCUUUCGGUUUAUUGGCGUUUUGGUCUCGCUUCCAAUCGGUUCUUAGGCUUCGACUUCUUUGCUUCGGCCUCUCGUCCGUCGGCGCCACAUCUGCACAAGACUUUUUUGAUGUAUUUUUGUAAUUGCCUCAUUAUAUAUUCAGAACAAUUAGGGGCCGGUAUGUAAUAGCCAUUCAGCUUAACUCAUUGUGCUUUAACUAUAAUCAGUUACCUUUAAAUUUUAUCUGCCUGUAAUUAUGUUGGUGGGAUGUAUUACGUGGUCGGAGGCGUGUUUGUGGCUGGGAUUUUCAGGCAGACGCGCCAGUGAUUUUUAGUUUUAGUUUUUAAGAAGCAUGGAAAGGCACAGCUUUUGACCAUGCACGAGUUUGACUACGAGUAAGAUCAAAAUGUACUUAAACAAGAAGGAGUUUGGAUGAAUAUCUUACUGUUUUUACUUUGACAAUAAAGAAAC